Ruditapes philippinarum (Manila clam) is the source of this 803-nucleotide messenger RNA. RefSeq lists its product as uncharacterized. Lineage: Eukaryota; Metazoa; Mollusca; Bivalvia; Venerida; Veneridae. The record is from RefSeq and is a predicted model, not a curated record. The transcript has 4 exons. The coding region runs from base 87 to 695 and encodes 202 amino acids.
ACCAUCGAUCAUGUGAUGGUGUCAGGUAUAUCCCGGACGAAGUGAAGAAAUCUGUUACAUCUGUAGAAAUACAAGAAUUUGCGAAAAUGAUAGAUGAUAUGAUUGAAGUGCAAACGAAAAUGUAUGUCAAGAUUGACCAAAAUUUUCAAGUGUCCGAUGAAAUGAACAAAACAGCAUGUAAUGACCUUGAGCGACAAAAAGAUCAGAUUGUCACCUUCUUCGAAAAUCUGUAUGAUAAAAUCAAAACCGAAGUUGUUGGAAAACAGGACGCAGAUAAAAAAGUAUUUGAAAAGUUGUUGAAAGAAGUCAGUAUUAUGCAAACAGAGCUGAAAAAUCGGAAAGCGAGACUACAAACAUUAGAACAAGGUCAACAAAUCUGUGAAGCUUUUAUUUUCAUGAAAUACACACAAGCAGCAAUGGGAAAGAUGUCAAGUGACAUGAAGGAACUGUCAGAAAAUGGAAAAGAAAAACCAGCUAGAUACCAGCCAUCUUCAGAUGUCGAAGAACUGAAAGAAGAUAUCAAAUGUUUAGGGCGUUUGCUAACUGGAGAGCCAGACCAGAUAACACAAAUCGAGUCGGUAAAGAAAAAGAUGGAGAAAGAGCUCCAUAUGAUACGCCGUGAAAAAGAGGAUCUGAAGGACGUUCUAGAUAGGACGAAUGCAAUAGCUGAAGGCCUUAAGAAAACUGUUACUUGAGUUACAGUCACGUGUACAAAAGGAAGAACAAAACAACAAACAUCUGAAAACUGAGAAAGAAAAUCAAAAGCUGGACUAUGAAAUCAGACCACGUAAAAGUCAAGACGA